Molecule: messenger RNA, 1861 nt
Organism: Halteromyces radiatus
Lineage: Eukaryota; Fungi; Mucoromycota; Mucoromycetes; Mucorales; Cunninghamellaceae
Product: thioredoxin-like protein
Exons: 8
Coding region: 26-1729 (567 amino acids)
Cellular component (GO): endoplasmic reticulum
Molecular function (GO): protein disulfide isomerase activity
Source: RefSeq, a predicted model, not a curated record
UCCUUCGUCUUUUUUUUAUAUCAUCAUGCGAUUACUAUUAUCUAUAUUUUCUAUUUUCUCCAUUAUAUCCCAUACCAUUCUGGCACAAUCGAUAGAAUUGGAUAAACCCAAGUUCGAUACUUUGACAACUACAGGAUUUUGGCUUGUUGAGCACUUUUCUCCUUAUUGUCACUUUUGUAUUGCUUUUGCACCAACAUGGAAGGAGUUUACUGAAGAAGAAGCAAAAUGGGCUGCGACACGUAAUAUUCACUUUGGCACUGUGGAUUGUAUGAUCAAUGGUGAUCUCUGCAAAGAACAUAAGGUUACUGGAUUCCCGAUGAUUAUGUUGUAUCAAGAUGGUCAAUAUGUUGAUUCUUUCACUGGUACUCGUACAAAGGAAGCUUUGAAGGAAUUUCUUAUGGAACAUUAUACAACAGCAACAACAGCAACAACAACAACAGACACAGAAACAAUAGAAUCAACUGUAUCGAACGGUAACGACAAUGAAUACUCUUCAGUAGAUAAUAUCAAAGUUAACCCGAAUGGACAAUCUAUUGAUCUUGACUCUGAUACCUUAAAGAAGGCAAAAGAACAACCAAAUCGACCUUACUUUAUCAAAUUCUAUGCACCUUGGUGUGGUCAUUGUCAACGUCUUGCUCCUAUUUGGAAUCAAAUGGCUUUGGAACUGAAGAAUCAAUUGGAUGUGGGUGAAGUUAACUGCGAUAUUCAUCGAGAACUAUGCCAACAAAAUCAAGUGGAUGGAUUCCCUACCUUAAAAUUGUUUGUCAAUGGUCAAGAACAUGAAUAUUCCGGUGAUCGAUCCCUACAUAGUUUGCUCACUUUUGCAAAGAAAAUGGCUGGACCUACCAUCAAGACUGUCAAUGAAGCUGAAUUCAAGAAAGAUUUGGAUCCAAAUGGAGUUGCCUUUCUCUACUUGCACAAAGAUGAAUCGGAUUCUGCAGAUGCUUUAUUAGAGACAUUGGGAAGACAAUUUAUUGAUGGGUUGGCAUUUUACAAGAGUACAGAUCAGAAAUUAGUACGACAAUAUGAACUCUCUUUAACAGAUUUACCUUUGGCAAUGAUUGUGAAAGAUGGCCAUCACUUUUUAUACCCAGGUCACCAAUUUGCAACGACAGCCAAUAUGGAAGCUCUCACGAAUUGGAUUGAAUUGGAAAAAUAUCCUGUAGUCACUCAAAUCAAUCCAGUCAAUGCAGCAGAUAUACUUCAAGGUCAAAGGAUUGUAGUUUUGGGUUUAUUUAGUCAUGCAGAUGAAAAUGCUAUACAUCAAUUUCGAAAACUGGCAGAAAAGGGUACUGAUCGUGAUCGUCGAUCUCGUGUGGCAGAUCGGGCUAUAUUUUGUCAAUUGGAUAUGGAUACUUAUGGCGAUUUUGCACAUCAAGCAUAUAAUAUUCAAAGAAAAAAUGUACCAGCUAUUGUGAUUGUGGAUGGAAAGAAAAAGCAAUAUUUCAAUAGAGAUGCCAAUCUCAAUUUACUUGAUUUACAACAAUCACAAACAAUUCUAAAAACUCUGGAUGAUGCAGUGACUGGUAAAAUUAAAGGGAUUUCUACUUUAUCUUUACCAGCAAGGUUAGGACAACAUUUACAAGAUGGUUAUUAUCAAGCGAAAACUCAUAGUUAUGUUACUAUGGGAAUGAUUUGUCUUUUGGGUGUGAUUAUUUACAAUAUGAUAUCAAACAAACGAAAACAAAUGUCUCGUGGUAGUGUAUUACCUACAACCCAUCAAGAUUAGUCUAUUAUUACUUUGUAUUUAUCUUUUUGAAUAAAACAAAUUACUCAAAGUUUUAUCAAUGCAACCAAACGAAUAAUAAAUAUAGUAAAGUAGGAAGUAGUGGGUCAAUUUUAUUUUCCGCUUCGAGUUGGG